This is a messenger RNA of Hirsutella rhossiliensis, 1302 nucleotides long. Its product is annotated as tryptophan dimethylallyltransferase domain-containing protein. The coding region runs from base 1 to 1302 and encodes 433 amino acids. Gene Ontology annotation, molecular function: transferase activity, transferring alkyl or aryl (other than methyl) groups. The record is from RefSeq and is a predicted model, not a curated record. The transcript is spliced from 3 exons. Gene Ontology annotation, biological process: alkaloid metabolic process. Lineage: Eukaryota; Fungi; Ascomycota; Sordariomycetes; Hypocreales; Ophiocordycipitaceae.
AUGGCUACCAAAGUAAUGACAGCCACCGCCCGCAAUGGCGAGUCUGUGGCUGCCGACGCCGACUACACGUACUGGGAGAAGCACUGCGCCCCUAUUCUGAGUUCUCUGCUGAAGUCUACUGGGAGUUACUCGCCCGCGGAGGAAGAGGCGCAACUCCGCCUACUGUCUGACUAUGUGCUGCCGCACCUUGGUCCGCGGCCCUCAAAAGCCCACACCAAGUCUCACUUGACACAGAGCGGCUCUCCUUUCCAACCAUCGAUCAACUUCAGCGCCGUCAAACCGCGCGCGCGCUACUGCUGGGAGCCUCUGGGACCCCAUGGCGGCAGCGAAAGCGACCCGUUUGCAGUCCAGGCAGGCCAAGAGAUAAUAUCUUCCCUCUUCAAGACUUUUGGGUUCUACUCUGGAUGGAAGGAUUCGUUCAUGACGACCUUUGCUCCGUCGCCCGACGAAGUCCAGGCGACUCAAGCCAAGCUGUCAGGAUGGAUAGCGGAGCAGCUGCCGCCAGGAGCAAGUUUCCCUCCUCUGGACAGAGUUCCCUUUACUUUUGUUGCUUUUGAAUUGAAGGGCGCCGGGGCCGCUGUCAAAGCGUAUUUCAACCCCAAGACAAAGGAAAUCGCGACCGGCAUAUCGCCGAACGAGAUGACUUGGAAUUUGCUUCGCAACUUGAAGCCCGCCCUCAAUCCAGCUUCAUUGGACAUGGUAGCGGAUUUCCUCACGAAUCGCCCAGUGCCCUCGGCCAUCGAGCUGCUGGGCAUCGAUUGCGUCGACGAAGCCAACAUGGCAGACGCGCGCGUCAAGCUCUACGUCCACACCAGGAACAACUCGUUCAACACGGUCCGCGACUACUUGACCUUGGGCGGCCGUCUCCAAGACAAGCGCACCUUGGACGGGCUCGACGCCUUGCGGAAAAUCUGGCACCUGCUCCUCCAGGAGCCGGAAGGCAUCACCGACGACGACUAUGACAAGCCUCUCUACAGUGGCUCCGUCUUCUACCAGAAGGCAUAUUUCAGCUUUGAGCUGAGGCCGAACAGCGAGCUCCCAGAGGUGAAAACCUACUUGCCGACGUGGCACUACGUACGAAGCGACGAGGAGACGGUACAAAACUACGAGGAAAUCUUUCGCCUGUGCGGGCAAGAAUGGGGACAGGACGGGAGGUACAAGAUGGUCUUUGAAGAUGCUUUCGGCCCCGUGAAGCACAACCGCCCAACGCCGGUCCAUUGCGAUGCGUCGUUUCUAUACUCCGAGGAGAAGGGCAUAUACCAGACACUGUACUACAGCCCGCCACUCGAAGCCGAGAAUUAG